CCCUCCCCGGGCCGCGGGCGCUGCUCUUUAUGUUAAACCCCCCCUUCCCCUGUCUUGUCUUUGCCCCUCCCCGGUGACACUCUUAAAUUGAUAAAGUUGGAGGUUAACAGUAACUGAAGUUUUCUAAGACAUAUCAGUCUGAAAUACGAGGUGCUACGUUAACCUUUUGCACCUGAAAUUAUUAAAAUGUUAGGGCAAAGUUAUUUCUGGAACUGAAGAGUGAUGGAAAAGCAACACUGCAUCUGUACAGAAGAGUAACAACUGUAGAAAUUAGUUUCUGUUGUAGUAAUUAUAUACUACUUUUCCUUCUGAAGGUGACACCCCUUCUCCAUUACAUUACAGUCCUUGAUAAUACUUGUUAAAAUUCUGUUUGUUUGCAAAAGCGACGUGUGGGGCAGAAAUUCAACCUUAAGAGAUCAGACUAAUGGAGACAAAGACUUUUUUUCUUCCAAGCUGAUAUUUGAAUUAGCUGACAAGGAAGCCUGUAGAGGAUACAUAUAUACCAAAGCGCUUUGAAUUUAGCACUUUGAACUCAAAAGUUUUGGGAAAAUAAGGCUGUUUAUUCAUUGUGCUCAAUGUAGCACAAAGGUGGUGGGACCAGCUCCACAGUCUUGUAAUCCCUAAACAGCCCUUGAAUUUAGCUUUCCUGAAGAAUACUUUUAUUAGGAGUUUUGUUGUUGUCUGAGAGUGCUAGGAAAACUGGGUUUUUAAGAGAGAAGCUCGUGUUUUUCAAAAAAAUAUGUAUCACUUCUGAAUAUUGAUGAAAGACAUACCAAAGCUUAUUUUGUAAAAUCCUUCAACAUUUGGAAUACCUUGUUAGGCAUCCAGAUGAAAAUGUGCUUUCCAUUAUGUGGAAGAAAAAAGUAGCUGCCUGGCCUGAGGUACACCUUCAGCUCUCAUGUCUGUGUGCUGUGACUGUACUCGAACAAGAUACUGGCCUGUAUCAUUCCUCACUCUGUCUGUGUUUCCAUCUGAAGUAGGCAGAUCAUGGAGCAGAAAGCAUACAACAUUCUUGGAUGAUUGGGAGAGCAUGACUGGGAUUGACUACUUAUGGUGGAGACAAAGAUACUUAAAUGGAUUCCAUUUUUCACUGUAACUAACCGUGUCUUUAUUUCUGUGUCUUUCAGUUCUGACAUAAAUAUGUUUUACUUCUUAAUAGAUUGGGUUGAUGUUGCCAAUGAUCUUUUAAGGAGCUGUCACAUCUACAAGCACGUAAAGCAUCUCUCUGAAUGUGGUGCUUAUAUGUUUGUUCAUCUUUACGAGUCAAUCUUAGGAGAAGAAGUACCAGAUUUCAUAGCUACUCCUAGAAGCCAAGAGGAUGAUGCACAUAAUGUACAAGCAGUAAUAGAUUCCCUGGCGUUGGACUAUUUGCAAGUCAGCUUGUCGCACAUCACUGGUGAGAACAUUGUGAAAGGAGAAAGGGAAUCUAUCAGAAACCUCCUUGAAAUAUUUGAUGGCUUGUUAGAGUAUCUUACAGAAGAAGCCAGUGAAUCAUCUUCGCAGAAUGGAGAUGAGGCAAAUGGGCUAUCCAGGAAUGAAAUUCAAAUUGCAUCUCAAGAGCAACUGGAGAGCAAUGCUGGUCAACUUAGGCAACCUUCAGUAUUCCUACCAGUUGAAGGGCUCCAUUCAGAAGUUUUUAUUCCAUCUUGUGAUGCAGAUGGAUCAGAAUCUACCAGUGAAUUAAUUAGACUUGGAGAUACUGCUUAUUCAUUUUCCAAGAGAGAGGAAGGAUCAAUGGAGUCUGUUCAUACUACUGAACCUCAAAAAAAGAGUUUGAAAGCCAGUGCUACAGAACAUGGGGAGCCUAUACAGCAGGCUAUUCCUCUGCGACCCCCAUUUCAGCCUUCAGAGGCCAGGUGCCAUUAUCCUGCAUGGAGAGAUUAUCACAGCUCAGCCAGCCAGUCAACAGCUUUGGCUAGCAGUCAAGGAGUAAAAAUUCUUAUGCUUGGAAAGUCACUUACACAAAAACCUGAAGAUGUUUCUUGUAGUCUUCUUUUAUCAAAGAAAAUCCCUGUAGGCACAGUGCAGUCUGUACCAUCAACUAACACUUACCUGUCAUAUGCUUCUGCAGUGGGAGACAAAGUGGUAUCAAAUGAUGCUGAGGACAACAUGGCAAAGGUUCCCUGGGUAUAUGGGACUUCAUCUGCUUCCUCUUUACAGCAAAAACUCUCACUAUGUGCUGAACAAGUGACACAGACUCCAAGACCUGAAUCUAGAUAUCUGCCUAGAAAGGAAAGCAGAUAUGAAAAUUCUACCACAAAUUCACUUGAAGAGUCUCUUUCCCACAGAACAACAAAGGAAAAGCUAUCUGAGCAAGAGCUUCAUGAAGUGUCAGAAAAACUCUAUUGCACGUUAAAUGAACUAGAUUCAAUGUUGAAGAGAGCUUUGGGUGGGCACACCAGAGAGGAAGAGCUGGCGGAUGAAGACAGCCUGUCUCAGCACAGUGACAGUGUCAUGGACUAUUGCCAAAGGAAAGCUGAGCGAGAUGCAGCACCUCUGAGGCACCCAAACAGACCACGAUCCCUUUCUCCAGCCUCACCCUCAUCUCAGCGUCAGCUCUUUUCUGAGUUGGAAGAUAAACUUCGCAGUAAUGAAACAGGCCAAACAAGGAAAAUACACAGCCAGUUGCAAAAAGAAAGGGGUGAAAGAACAAAAAAAGCAAAGAUACUCGCUAAAGUUUAUGAAGAUGAACUAAGAAUUUAUGAAGCUCAGGAGAGGCUUAGACUUUCCAAGCUCAGAGAAGUCAACAGGGAAAUGGAACAAGAAUACAAAGAAAACAUCUUUAAAGAACCUCCAAAAAUGCCUCAGCCAGUGAAAGUUUGUUCUAGAAAAACCACACCUCAGAAUCCCAAAUACAGCCAGCGGAUUCCAAAACAAGGGACUGUGAAGCCAAAGAAAGCAGCUCCAAGAAGUGAUGCUCCAAGAACAGCCAACAUGCAAACCACAGGCUCAGUUUUGGUAAACAGCAUUGUGCAUGCUUAUGAUCACGGUAUAAUCCCCUACAGAGCUGAAUAUUGCUCAGUGAAAGUAAGAGAUGAUGACCUCCUAUUUCAGCUACUGGAAGAGUUUCCCCACCUGCAUAUUUCCCACCAUACUAUGAAUAAAAUGUGGCGGCGGCAGCUUGCACACACUGAGCAACUUAAGGCAGCUUAUGGCAGAACUAGACCACGACUCCAAAAUGAAGUUCAACAAGCCCUUAAGAAGCAUGAGCUGCUUCUUGCAAUUAUUAAAAAAGAUCAAGACCAUAACAAGAGACUGCAAGAAUUUAAGCAACGUAUCUGCCGACAGAAAUGGGCUCAGAGUAAAGUGAGAGAGAAACGCCAGCAGAUUGCUCGAGCUAGGAAAUAUUAUGAAGAUUACCGGGUUCAGCUGCGUGCCAAGAUGAUGCGGGCUAGGACACAGGAAGAAAGGAUAUUUAAAAACUUAUUUGAAGAAGGCUUAGAAAUUCAGAAGCAAAGACUGAAGGACCUGAGAGCGUAUGCUCAAGAGAAGCGAGCUGAGCAAAGGAGAGAGCAUCAGAAUGAGCUGGAGUCUAUGGAGAACUAUUACAAAGAUCAGUUUUCCAUGCUAGCAGAAGCUUUAUCUCAAGAACGCCAAGAAAUCCAAACCAGAGAGAAAGCACAAGCACAAAUGCUACAGAAAACAAAGAGAGAAUUGAGGUCAAGGAUGGAACAGGAAAUAGAGCAACUGCAGGCAGCAAUAAUGCAAAAUAAUGAUGACACCUUUUUUCAAGAACUGGAAGCAGACAGACUGAAAUCCAGACUUCAGAUGGCUUCCUUCCAGUACAGCAAAAGCCAUUUCUUGUAAGACUUACAGUAAGUACCACUGAAACAGUCUCUCUGGACAGGAGUAUAAGAGUCUUUGAGAGCUGCUUGAACAGGAAGAUGAUGUGUGACUGUGUUUUCCUCUAAAAUAUCUGGUCUGUCACUUCGAUGGCCGAGGUGUAGCUGCUGGGAUCUGGGAUCUCUACAGUACUUUUAUUGCUUACCAAUAAAGUUUUUAAACUACUUUCUACCUUCUUAGCAAGGCUGAGAUAAUGUUGAGCUGCACACAAAGGAAGUGGGAUGAUUACUGGAGUUAUCUUAGUGGAACAUUGAAUGCUAAGCCUCCCCUAUGGCUGUGCUGGUGUUGCUGGAGUCAAAAAGCUACACUAACACCAUUAGCCAGAAAUUACUGCAUUGGGAAACUUGGAACAAGAAGAUCUUUAAAAGAACAUCUGUGGUUCAAGUUUCCUGUGAAAGGACAAGUUAGAGAAUGUCUACAAUAAAGCUGACAUAAAAAUUGGUAUUUUCAAUAUGUUAACCAAGGGAGGGCUACUUAUUCUAUGUUUGCAGUUUUGGUGUUGCUGGCUUGUUAAGGGCAAAGCAUGUAAGUACUACUUCCUAUGGUAGUGAUAUAGCUGAAAGUAUCUUGAAGUAGGAAACAAUGUAAAUUCUUUUAAAGCAGUAAAGUACAAGCUUCUGCAAGAACUGAAACCUACGAAGGACCUGCGGCCAGCAUUCCUAAUUAUUUUCAAAAGGGGUGUAGUAAUGCAUGUAUGUGCUGUAGGUGUUUCUGUAGGUAUUUCAAUUGUUGGAUUUCACACAGGGUUUUCAAAAGUAGCCCAUGUGUAAACAAGCAAAGUUUUGUUUCCACUGACUGUUUCAAAAGGAAGUCACAGCAAUGCCACAUACAAACAGAUGGGCAAUAACAACCACAGUAGUUUAGCAUGUUUGGUCUUAAAAGCAGAUUAUUUGGACAGACGUUUUGCAAGGGUGCUUGUAUUUAGUACCCCGUUUAGUUAUUUUACAGAGAAGCAGAUUAGUUCUACUUCUGUCAGUGUGAAGCUUGAGUAAAUAAUGAUUAAAAAUUCCAACGUUCAGCUUUAACCUUACUUUAGGGUGUAAGGUCUGUUUGUAGGCAGAGUAGGAGCUGACAAAAGACAUUACACCUUUUUCUUAUAGAAUCAUCAUGUGCUAUAAACAAUACUUUGUUCAGCAGAAAAUUCAAGUUUCAGCAGCCACACGUUAUGGGCCCUACGAGAUGCAAACACAGAGGGAUGAAUACUUAAACUGAGAACAGAUCACACAAAACCAAGUCAUUACUGAUAUAUUCUCUGCUUGACAAAACUGCUAUUUUAAAAUAGUUUAUCUUGGUAAUGAGGGUCAACUAAAGUGUCAUUUUAAACAGGCUCUCAUAGAAGAGCUCUUGCUUAAAAUUGCAUGUGUGAAAUACUGGAAUUAAUUGCAUUGCAUAUACAAUAUUUAAAGCUUGCCACGAGAUGGUGUCACUUGUGGAACUGACAUCACACUCAAUGAAUUAAGAUCCAUGGAUUGGGAAGAAAAAAAAGAGAUAAGCAGACAAGAAAGCCCCCAGCAGCUGGAGAUGCUUCCUUUACAGAUUAAACAAAACAGCAGUUAGAGCAUGAUACACCUCGCAAAAAACCAAAAACAAAACCAAACACAAACAAAAAAUCAAAACCCCCAUCAAAACCAAACCCCAAAACACACACACUGAAAAACCUCCACAAAAUGAGAAACCCAAACCCGGCCUUUCUUAACAAUCCUUUCCAGGGAGCUGCUACAAGCCAGGCUAAUUGAAAGUCUUUAUCUAAGAAACAAUAUUUACCAGUUAAGUUGAUCAAAUUUAACAAGUAUUUACCAUUUACCUUUUUUCU
Calidris pugnax (ruff) is the source of this 5656-nucleotide messenger RNA. It is a transcript of the gene CEP95, whose product is annotated as centrosomal protein 95kDa. The coding region runs from base 1051 to 3807 and encodes 918 amino acids. NCBI's taxonomy places the organism in Eukaryota, Metazoa, Chordata, Aves, Charadriiformes, Scolopacidae. The transcript has 21 exons. The record is from RefSeq and is a predicted model, not a curated record. Gene Ontology annotation, cellular component: centrosome; spindle pole.